AUGACGAAGAAGACGGAGCAGGCGAAGGCGGAUCAGCUCGUACAGCAAUUCUACGCCAAGACAUGCGCGAUCGUCUCGCAGGCGCGCUUGACCCACGUCGUCGACGAUCCAGCAUACUCGCCUACAAGCCUCGCCUCGCCUGUCCCGGGAGACUCGACGCCGUCUAUAGGGCCUAGUGCAGCGAGCGGGACGCGGAAGCCGAGUGGGAAAGAGCGCGGUAGGAAGACGAACAAAUGGUUCAACCUCGAGCUACCGGACAAUGACCUGUUUCGGGCGGAGCUUCGGACCUGGCGGAACGUAUCGCAUCUCCUCUCCGCGACACUUUCGCCCUCUUCCUCUGCGCCUUACUCCGCUGCACCGUCGUCCAUCUCCUCGUCUCAGCCUCACAUACCGCCGAUGGUUCUCGAAGUCGUGCUAGACGUUUCCGACUUGACGCCCAACCAGGUACUUGUCCUCUCCGAUCAGAAAGGCCGUCGGAUACGAGUCGAUGGCGGUCGGUCAACGAGCGGUGCAGGCGCACACGCACGAUCAGGUGCUACUUCUCCGCUCCCGAUCUCGCCGGGUGUACGAAGUCCCCGCUCCGCAGGUGGACCGAACGUCCCAGCCCCUCCCGUCGUCCUCGAACGAUGGGUCCUCUCCCUCCAUCCUCCUUCUCACCCGUCACCUUCCUCCUCCUACUCUUCACCUUCACCAUCCGCCUCCACAGCCGCGACCCAAAUCGAGCUCCCGACAGUCUACAAGCACUCAAUCCUGCACUUCCGAACACUCUUCUCCCUCGUCCGCGCUCUACCAGCCUACUCGCUCCAGCGUAAACUUGCGAAGCGGCGAGCGGGGGUCGGAGGAGCGGGACUGAAGAUCGCGGUGAGGACGAGGGCGGGGUUGGAGGACGAGGCGAGGGAAGGGGAGGUCGGGAUUGAGGUGCCGAUUGAGGGGAGUGGGAGAGACGGGGACACGAGGGAGAGAGGGACGGAAAAGAUCGUGUUCCCUGGGGUGGCGACACCGUUUGGGACUCUCUCGCUCGACUUGACCUACCGCACCAACACCGACUUCUGCGUCGAAGAGAUCGAGACGCUCCUCUCGUCCCGCUUCAUCGACGAAGACUUUUUCCGCCCAACCGUCGCCCGCUACUCGUCCGCACGUGAAGAUGUCCGACCAGGCUCCUUACCGAUCUCGGCCUCUCGAGCAGGCGGAGGCUUCCCCUCGACGAGUCCUGCGCACGCAAGUCCGCCAGCCGGUCCUGGCAAGGGCAUGACAGGUCUCGGACCGCUUCCCUCGUACGGCUCGCUCUCGUCGCGACAUCAGUAUGCUCCAGUGCUUCCUUCGACAUCGCCUCAUCAGCCUCAUACGUCUUCUCCUCUCGCCCCUUCUCCUCGUCCGCCUAAUGCCCUUCCCUCGCCUCUACACGCGCCAGUACCCGUUCGAGCGACGACUUCGCCCGUUCCCCUACCUGCAUCCGGCUCGUCACCUCGCCCAGAGUCCGCCCAAUCCGCCACCUCGAGCCGCUACUCGUACCCGCACUCCGUCGCAGCUGUGGCCGGUACAUCCGCCCCUACCGGCGCGGCAGCGGGAGCGGUCGAGCCUGCGUUCAUCUCGCUUUCUCGCGCUCGUGCGCCGAGCUUCUCCGGCGCCGGCGGAGCAGGAGGAAUCGAGCGCGCGAGUCCCUCGAGUGUACCCAGGCGCCCAAGUAUGGGUUCAAGUGGCGCAAGCGGAUCGCCCAUCUUCCGACCCGGCAGCUACUUCACCUCCGCAGCAGCAGCAGGCGGUCUGUCUUCGUCGCCGUCGUACAGCUAUGGCCCGAUCACGCGCCAGCAACCGCUCGCCUCGACUAGCGGCGCCAGCCCGUCCUCGCAACUCUCGUCGGGCAUUUCGCCUCGCUCGCCGGUCGUACCGCAGGGCGCCGCAGCACCUUCUCCUCGACCGAUUCCCGCGCCCUCGUCCUCUCCCUACGCCGGCACUCGAGCGUACAGCUACUCUUCGCAACCCGCCGGGAUCUUUGGCAGCCAAGGCUCGUACACUGCGUCUCGCUCCUACGGCCGCGGCGGAUCAUCAGGCGGAUCAGGCGAGUGGGGAGGGCCAGAGUCGCUUGGCGCAGGCGCUUCGGGUAUCGCUCGACCGCGAGCAUCGAGUCGGCUGUCGUUUGGCGCGGCCGGGAGUCCGGGCGUCGCGGGUGUGAGGGGGACGUCGAGGCUCGGGACGAUGAUGCGGCAGCAUGACGAGGCGCGAGCGAGGCUGGGAGUCGUUGGAGGCGCGGCAGAGGAGAAGAAGCGGUUCAUCAACGAAGGAGGGACGCCGGACGACGCGGACGACAUCAACACCUUCCUGAGCAUGCUUGACUCGAAGCCGGACCUGCGAGGGCUCGAAGCGAGUCGGUCGAUCACUUCGGGCGAAGGAGCUUUCGCCGCCAGCGGAGUGGGUAAGAGCGGCGUGCUGAGCAAGAAGGAUGUCGACGAGCAGCUUCGGCAGCUCAAGACGAGCGUGUACGGCGCCAUGGGCGAGGGAGGCGAGUCGCCGAGUCCACCGCCUUUCGGGCUCGGCUUGAGCGGAGGGCCCAGUCCAGGCCAGCGAGCGAGCAGCGCAUUGAGUGGGAUCUCGAACUUGCGGAGGCAGACGAGCCGUUUGUCAAUCGAGGAGGACCCGGUCGCUGAGCAAGCUGCACUCGUGGCCGCCCAGCGCGACCGCACGACGAGCGGGGAGCGUUCAUCGCCGGCUGAGGCAGGAUUGGCGGCGGUACUGGAGAAGACGCCUCGCGCCGGACACCGUGCACUCAAGCGAGACGCCCUCGUCAGCCCGGCUCUCUCCGCCACGUCCAGUUCGACCGCUCAGCCCCCGCCUCUCGCCAUCGAGCCGGCGCUUGCGCAGCUUGACCCGCGUUUCCUGCCCCUGCCGACCUCGUCCGCAACUUCGCCCCUCGCCUCGCCCGGCACGCAUCCUCACCCGCCUUUCCCCUCCAUCGGCCCGCUCGGCGCUCAGCCUUAUCCUCCUCUCCCGUAUCCGCCCGCUGGUACACCCACUUCCGCUCUCGGCCGCACCGAGCCCAUCACCUUCGCACCGUACAUCUCGCGCGCCUCGCGUCAACCGCUCAACCCGCCUGCAGGCGAUGGCGGGAGCGGCUUCGCCUCCACCAUUGUGUCGGAGCAUAACUCGGGCGCUGCGUCGAUCUCGAGCUUCUACACGCAGGAAGGCGAUGGAGACGAAGGGGUCGCGAGCUCCGACCGAGGUGAGGAGGAGGCGGUCGGUCGGCUUGAACUCGACGACUCGCCUGUGCCGGAGGACAUGCAACGCCGAGGACGCGCUUGGGGACUCGCACUCGGGUCAGGCGAGGUGGACGAGGAGGAGAUCUCGCUCGCGUCAGCUGGUGCGCAGCACAGUCGCGACCCUACGCCGGCAGCGGGUCGCCUUGGCAAUUCAGGCGGUGGAGCAAGACCAUCCGUCGGCGCAGGCUACUUUGCCAGCAGGAGUCACAGUCGAGGAGGAGGGAGUCCGCCUUGGAUGUAA
This is a messenger RNA of Rhodotorula toruloides NP11, 3495 nucleotides long. RefSeq names its product autophagy-related protein 13. The transcript is spliced from 4 exons. NCBI's taxonomy places the organism in Eukaryota, Fungi, Basidiomycota, Microbotryomycetes, Sporidiobolales, Sporidiobolaceae. The coding region runs from base 1 to 3495 and encodes 1164 amino acids. The record is from RefSeq and is a predicted model, not a curated record. Gene Ontology annotation, biological process: mitophagy; protein localization to phagophore assembly site; autophagosome assembly. Gene Ontology annotation, cellular component: phagophore assembly site; Atg1/ULK1 kinase complex; cytosol.